GCAAGCCGUGCCCGAGACCCCAAACGGCGUGACGCGCGCGCGAGCACGUAUAGCAAGCAAGCAGGCCGCGGCUUGAGGCACCGGCACUCACACUCUUGACUGGCACUGGCACCAUAGCAGCGUCUGCAGCAGCAGUCAAGUCACGGGUGGUCGCGACUUUUCCACCGAUCAGGACCGCCAGAGAGGGGAUUGACCCCCUCAGUACGGGGUUGGCCACUUUGAUUGAAGCGGUACCGCACCAGCUUUCAUUUCUACACCAGGCUCAUCCCAUGUCCCGCGCAUCUGCAGCUUCUAUCUGCCCCACGAUCUGCUCUUCAACUCUCACAUAGACUUCGACUGCCAUCGUACAGCAGCUCCGUCGAGCUAUCGUCUCCUUACACCGGCGUCAGGUGGAAGGCACGCCCGCUGAUUCUGCCCGGGACUGAUGGAAGCGUAUCAGUCUGCCAUUCCUCAAGUCACAUCUCCACACUCUUCGCUGUCUUCAAAAUGAUGUCUGCACCUGCUCCCUAUCCGGCCGUGGCUUCUCACGCGCCGGCACCCGACGACCACGAGAUCUCCAAGAAGACGCCAUCGAUAUGCGUCGACUAUCUCAGUCACAACUGGACUGACGAAGAUGUGUGGAGCAGCUGGAAGGCGAUGACAAAGCGCAAGAACGAGAUAGCAAAUGGUGUCAGGUUAGAGAAUGCGAGUUGGAGAACGUGGGCAAAGCAGCGUGGCAAGUUAAAGACUAUCAGUCCCGAGACUUUGAAUUGGUUGAAGGACAGUGAUGUGACUUGGCUGUAUGGGCCUUUGCAUGAGCAUGCAGACCCUGUACCUCCUCCUCGUGUGGCCACAGCCGGCGAACGCCUCGGUCUCGAUGACGACCCACGCCGAAGGAAGUCGAUCCUGAAGCAUCGCACUAUCUCCGAGAUGCUCACUACACCCGGUAGAAGCGCAAACGAAAAUGCGCUGCCUCUGAGUGCUGAAGUAUCACACGAGACAUCAGAGGACGAGACCGAGACAGAGUCCAGCACCCCAAGGCGCAAAGGCACCAGUUCUCUUGACGCGUCUCCAAGGCCAAAACCCGAGCCACUCCCCGGACAUUCGGCAACUCUUGAUUCAAGCUUGCCGACACUGAGGAAGAAUUUGGGCGGCAGUCCACCGCCUAGCGUGAGGCUCCCCAAUCAACCUGCGCUGGACCGGGCGGAUAGUGCAGCUAGCAGCAUUGCGCCUGAAGAGAAGCGCCACAUCAGCUUUAAUCAGCGGGUGGAGCAGUGCAUCUCGGUAGACGUCGAGGAGAUUGAGUACGAUGAUGAAGAGGAGGAAGAAGAUGAGGAGGAUGACGAUGAAGAUGACACCUAUAACGCUUCCAAAGCGGCCUUGCAAGCCCAAUCUACGCAAGGCUCCCGACCCGAUGGGCGCGAGGGCGAUACUGAAGAAGGAUCCGAGGACGAUGUGCUCACAAUGCGCUCCAGUCCGAGACAUUCCCCUUCGUGGCCCCUGACUUCGACAUCUGGAGCCUCAAGCCGCGUGUCUAGCCCAGGCGCGGAGCAUCACACGAUAGCAAAGCUAGCGCCCACCAUGCUGAAGACCAGCGAUACUUUUUCAUUGCCUUCUGCUCCCGUCGUCGACCCUAGCGGCUUUGGUGACAGCUUCAAGGCCUCCAGCAGCUCACGUGUAUCAGCGACUGGUGGCAACAGCUACUCUGGCUACGGUGAUGACGAAGAUGCUGGGACGAGGUAUAGCCAGUGGGAUGCAGACGACGACUUUGGGGAGUACGACUACUUUGACGGGCCAGAUGUGAAUGAAGGCUAUACUGGAGCUGCCGGCGGAUCAAAUUCGGACGCGUCGCCAUCUCCUCCAACCUCGCACGAAGACCCGGAAGCCACUGUCAGGCGCAUGGCUGCUGCCAUAGCUGCCAAGAAUGGUGGCCAGACGGUGAAACAUGCUUCGCCACCCGAAGAGAUGCCCCCCGGUACAUCUGCACCUGCAUCUGCUCCUCCGGCAAGGCGAAGCAUUCUGAAAAAGGGCGGGUCGGGUGGACAGGCUGUGUCCGACGAGCAUCAGCGCGAAGAAGUCUCCGCGGAAGCCUCCGCGGAAGCAAACGACGGAGACUACUUUGGCACUUCUCCCGCCAAGCUGCCGGCAGACGAGGCCAUCGAUGAUUUGUCCGACCCAAAAAAUACCGCACCAGCCAGUCGCGGUCGCUCAUCGCAGCGAUUGGGCACUUCGGCCAGCUACGAGCGCAUACAAGAUGCGACACGCGGUGGUUCGAGCUCUCGAACGCGAACCAAUUCCAACAACUCUUCGUCGAGCAACGCUUCCACCAGUCCUGAUGACCGAUUUGCUAAUUCGCACAGGUCGGGCGAGAGGCGAGAUUCAUUUCGCGGGCGAGCUGGAGAUGGCUCGAGAGCUAUGGACAAGUCAGGCUCGUAUGCAGCGGCGGCGGCUAGGGUAGCUGGUCACGAUGGCGAGGACUCGGAUGGACGCGCAUCGCUGGAUUUUGCCAGUCCAGGGUUUCCCGCUAGUCCACAGCUUGGCGAUGGCGAGAAUGAGAGAGCAGAAGAGGGCAAAAUGUAUGGCAGGACUGCUGGUGGUGACUCAAGCGUUUGGUCAGAUGGCAAGCCCACAGGUUCUCGAUCAAGCCCCUCCAAGUCCAAGUCGGCUGCACAUCGAAGGUAUCCCUCGGAUGAUGGGGACAAUCCAAGGGGACCGGACGGAGAGCGCCUCAGUCUUGAUGUUGAGCACUUGCCCAGCAACGACCCCAACCUUUCACCACCCUCUGCGCUAGGCGGCCCAACCCCACUCAAUACGCCCACCCUUGCGCUUGCGAGAAGUCGCGGCGGCGCACGGCCCUCACGCAAAGCGGGUUCGAGCGAGACGCAGCCUUCGAGCCCGACAGUGCCUCGACGGAGUAGCGCUACUGGCGCUAUAGUCGCGCCUAGCGAUGCCGAUAGACAAGCUGGCGUCAGGGUGCCGCUUUCCUCGGAUUAUGUGGAGGAAGAUGAAGGUGGGAUCGUUGGGCGUGCUGUAGAGAUGGUCAACACUGCAAGAGACCUCAUUGGAGCCUUGUGGGGCGGCGAUAGAGGAGCCUCUUGGCGCCAGUCCUAGAGGACCCGGCGAUUUACUGGCUCAGACAACACCUACAAUGCUGCGGGCCUUGGCCCACUCACCAUUGUUCGUCUUCGUCUUCACAUCGCACCUCCAACCAAGCUUUGUGUCGCACACUCGCACUUUUGCAGCUUCCCGCCCGCCCUCCAUCGACCCUUUUUCGCUGACUCCAAGCUACAUAUCAGCGCAGACUCUGCACAUUUGGCUCUUCUCACGCAAUGGUCUUCCCUUCACGAAAUGAAACACACUUCAUAGACUAUAAUACUAGG
Molecule: messenger RNA, 3359 nt
Organism: Ceraceosorus guamensis
Lineage: Eukaryota; Fungi; Basidiomycota; Exobasidiomycetes; Ceraceosorales; Ceraceosoraceae
Exons: 3
Coding region: 487-3090 (867 amino acids)
Biological process (GO): cellular response to glucose starvation; protein catabolic process in the vacuole
Source: RefSeq, a predicted model, not a curated record